GAAGCUGCUUUCACCAAUGAGAAACCUGAAACAAACCUUGGACACGCCCAUUACUCCGAGCUGCAGCGCCCCCGUUUGCGUUCAGUUUCAGUCAGAGUCGAUCUUCAGAGGUGAGGAGAGCAGUUCACGUCAGAUCAGCUCCUCCCACUGCGUUUCAUCAUCAGUGAAGCUCCUCCCACAACAAUCACACACUAAAAUUCCCCUAAUAAAUGCUGGGAUAUUCCCAUCAGAGGAGCAUCAGGAAGAGCUGAAAUCUGCAAAGACUGAGUUUAUUAAAGAGGACAGUGAGAACAUGAGUGAUCCAGAACCCUGCAGAAUGAAACAUACUGAAGAUACUGAAAAACAAAGAGACAUGAUGGAAGAGAGCGAAGAGAGUGAAGAACUGAGUGAAGUGGAGGAGGAGCAUCAUGUCAAACCUGGAGAAAAACCUUUGAGUCGCUCAAAGACUAAAAAGAAAUUUGUAAAGAAAAGAAGAGACAAGAAAUCCACAACCUGCACUCAGUGUGGAAAGAGCAUAUCAACCAAACAUCUUGAUGUGCACACAAGAAUCCACACCGGAGAAAAGCCGUUCACAUGUGAACAAUGCGGGAAGAGCUUCACACAAACAUCAAAUCUUAAGAAACACAUGAUGUUCCACACAGGAGAGAAACCAUUCACAUGUGAUCAAUGUGGGACAAGCUUUGCACUAAAAAUACAUCUUAAGGAACACAUGAGGAUCCACACUGGAGAGAAACCGUUCACAUGUGAUCAAUGUGGGAAGAGUUUCCCAUACAAACGAAGUCUUGACAUUCAUUUGAGAGUUCAUGGAGAGAAGCCGUUCACAUGUGAUCAGUGUGGGAAGAGUUUCACACAAAAAAUACACCUUAAGGUUCACAUGAUGAUCCACACUGGAAAGAAGCCGCAUGUAUGCAAUAAAUGUGGGAAGAGUUUCAUAGAUUCAACACGCCUUAAAAGUCACAUGAGAAUCCACACCGGAGAGAAGCCGUUCAUGUGUGAUCAGUGUGAAAAGAGUUUCACAUGCAAACAAAGUCUUGAUCAUCACCUGAAAGUUCAUACUGGAGAGAGGCCGUUCACAUGUGAUCAAUGCGGGAAGAGUUUCAUGGAUUCUUCAAAACAUAAAAGACACAUGAAAAUCCACACUGAAGAGAAACCGUACACAUGUGAUCAAUGUGGGUUUAGUUUCAAAGAAAAAACAAACCUCACGAUACACAUGAGGAUUCACACCGGAGAGAAGCCAUUUGCAUGCGAUAUAUGUGGAAAGAGUUUCAAGGAUUCAGGAUAUCUUAAGAGUCACAUGAGAAUCCACACUGGAGAAAAGCCUUUCAUGUGUGAACAGUGUGAAAAGAGAUUCUCAAACAAACAAAAUCUUAAGCUUCACAUGAGGAUCCACACUGGAGAGAAGCCGUUCACAUGUGAUCAGUGCGGGAAGAGCUUCAAACAUAAAUCAAGUCUUGAGCUUCACAUGAGAGUUCACACCGGAGAGAAGCCAUACAUGUGUGUUCAAUGUGAAAAGAGAUUCACUCACAGACAAAAUCUUAAUGCUCACAUGAGGAUCCACACAAAAGAGAAGCCGUUCACAUGUGAUCACUGUGGCAAAACAUUUAUUGGGUCAUCAAACCUGAAGAAACAUCUGACAGUUCAUACGAAGGAGAAGCCACAUUCAUGUUCUGUGUGUGGAAAGAGUUUUUCACUGCUGCAAAGUUUACAGGAACAUCAGAAAAUACACACUGGUGUAAAAGCUUAUAUGUGCUUUGAGUGUGAGAAGACUUUCAUUUCAGUUGGACAUUUAAAACUGCACCAGAGGAUUCACACUGGAGAAAAACCUUACAAGUGUUCACACUGUGACAAGAGAUUCAGUGCUUCGGCACAUCUGAAAAGACAUGAGAGGAUUCACACUGGAGAAAAACCUCACAAGUGUUUACACUGUGACAAGAGAUUCAGUUGUUCAUCAUCUCUGAAAGCACAUGAGAGGAUCCACACUGGAGAAAAACCUUACAAGUGUUCACACUGUGACAAGAGAUUCAGUCGGUCAACACAUCUAAAAACACAUGAGAGGAUCCACAGUAAAGAGAAGCCACACAUGUGUGAUCAGUGCCGAAAGAGUUUCUCUUGUAAAAGUCACCUGAAGAUACACAUGAAGAUCCAUGCAGUGGAGAAACCACUUAGUUGAGAGACCAAUUAGUUUCCUAACAGCCAUGAUGAGUGACGGGGCAUUUUGUUGGUUGAUUGUGUGGGUUGAUUUUAUUGAAGACAUCUACGACCUACUUUUCAAGAUAAUCAUAGAGAUUGUUAUUUUUUACAUCUUUGUAAUAAUUUAAUAAUAAAACUACAGCAAUUAGUGGCCACUAGAUGGUAGUGUUGACUGGCCUCCAGUUAUCUCCAUCGUGUGUCUUUCAUGCUUGGUGGUGUAUUUGAAUAAUAAUUCAAUGUGAGCUAGCAAUAGAUCUGUGAGAGAAGUUUCGAUUCCGUUUUUUAUCAUGUUUUCAUAAUUGGAAAAUGCAGACGUAAUUAGAGGUUGACUGAUUGAUCAGCUGGCUGAUAUAUCGGCCCAGUUUUUAAAAAAAAAAAUAGGUAGGCGCAAUUGUCUUUCCAUCGCCAUAAAGGCCCGUUUAUACUUUAUUUUCCGCAUUCUGCUGCCUUUCAAAAUACACUCCUUUGGGUGGAAAAACGGCACCAAACGAAGAAACGAAUUUAACACCUGUUCACUAUCAAGUUGACUGCUGUUUUCAAGCGCUCAAGUCACUCACACAUGCCCUGUUGUACAUGAGGAUCGUCCUGCAUGUGGUCUGCGAGCCUUCCUGUCAUUUCACCUGUUGGAGUUUGGGUUCCUUGCUGCUGUCGCCUUUGGCUUGCUUAGUUAGGGACACUUGACAUUUGAGAUUCAACAGUGCUUUGAUCUGCCUGCAUUGACACCAUUUUCUUUAAGAGCUGCCAUGCAGCCAAAAUUAUAUACCAGUUAUCACUGUAAAGCCGCUUUGACACAAUCUGCAUUGUAAAAAGCGCUAUAUAAAUAAAGGUGACUUGACUUGACUUCAACCAGCUGUAGUUUAGGCUACAGUUGGUAACAAAACCUGGUAAUGAGCCCAGCGGCCGGCCAUGCAUAUCAUUAGUGCAACAAUUCAUUUGCAUGUGAAAGUAGAAACACAUUUCAGACAAAUCCUGGCUAAAACGUGGAUGUUAACAUUAAAUGUGUCCGUGUCCGACAUAGCCUCCAUGACGUCAUCGCUCGUGUCCAGCACAUUCUUACACAGAUAUGAGCAGCAGGCUUUGUAAUAUGGGCGAACUCUUUUAUUAUUGUUAUAACUUUUUAAUUAUGGCCAUUUUACUUACAAUACGUAUCUGUGAACAAACAUAAACCAAAAGCAUGCUUCAGAAUAGUUUUUAGAAGGUUCUCAAAAUUUUGAGCCAUGUAUUAUUACUAUGAAUUAGGCUACUACUAAGUUUAUUUGACAGUCUAGAUAUUUGAUUACCUGUUUUGUGUGUAUAAUUUAACAUAUACAUUAUUUUUAGUGCACUGAUUGGAGAGGCUUGUGUUAUUAAUUAAAUGUUUAAUUUAAGCAGUUUUCUGCAUCAAUUUCAUAUAACUUAACUAUUAGAUUUUAUGAGGGGGAAAAAGAAAAUUGGACAAACAUAUCAGCCAUUGGCUGCUCUGAUUUCUAAAUUUCAGCAUCAGCCAGAGAAAAACCCAUAUCGAUCGACCUCUACUCAAGAGUCUCACCUCAGUCAUGGUAUUGAGGGUGGAAGAAAGAACCUUUGGGUUACAAGUCCGACUCUCUAACCACUAGGCCACGACUGCACAUCAAGUGGUAGAAAAUGUGUAUGAUUCAGAGAGACGCACAGAGACAGCAACGUGGCCACUUGACUUGCUAUCGCUUUUCAUUUAAUUCAUAUAUCAUUUCAUUCAUUUAUCAUAUCGUACAAUGUUAUAAACAUUUAAAUCAAGUAGUAGAAAAUGUGCAUUGAAGGGGGUGGAUUCUGUAAUCCAGUGCUGCUUCAAUAUAUAUCCUUUUUUAGUAAGUGGACAUGAGUGACUAUGAUAAAGGUAUUAAUCAAUAUUCAACCUUUUAUGUCUUAAACGAUUUUAAUGAUUUAUUUCAAGUAUAUGCAACCAUAGAAAUGAUUUGAAAUGUUUGUUGAAAUGUUCUUUCCAGGUAUUCUCUAAUGUCUGUGUUUGAUGUCUGAAAUAUAUAGACUUGGUUUCAAGAGACCUUCAACGUGUUCAGACAUAAAUCUGUUUGUUCUAGCUGACCAAGACUGCUAGGGUCACAAAGGUCACCACAGCUCAUGGUAUACGUGGCACAAUUUCAUCUUGCUCUUCUGUAUUUUUCUAAAGAAUAAAGAGGAAUAUUGUCUGUAUAGCCUA
Messenger RNA from Megalobrama amblycephala (Wuchang bream), 4363 nucleotides. RefSeq names its product gastrula zinc finger protein XlCGF57.1-like. The record is from RefSeq and is a predicted model, not a curated record. The coding region runs from base 17 to 2170 and encodes 717 amino acids. The transcript has 3 exons. Lineage: Eukaryota; Metazoa; Chordata; Actinopteri; Cypriniformes; Xenocyprididae. Gene Ontology annotation, molecular function: DNA-binding transcription factor activity; RNA polymerase II cis-regulatory region sequence-specific DNA binding. Gene Ontology annotation, biological process: regulation of transcription by RNA polymerase II.